AUGCGCACGGCAAAGAAGGUACGUAUUGUGGACGGUGAUAUUGUGCAAAAAGAAGAACAAAUAAAUUUGCAAGAACAAAUAAAUUUUAAUGGCCAUAUAAAAUGGAUUUUAUUUGCUUUUGCACUAUUACUUAUUGUACUUGCUAUUAUCAUUGUACCAGUUAUAGUAACAAUAAUUCAAAGUUAUCACCAUCGUUCUGACGAGAAUGAAUUCGAAGUGACAACAAGUGGAAUAGAAAUCACAAAAACAAAGCCUACCGAAAUUAUCGUUUUAACGGUGAGUACAGCUGAAGGGAAAAAGCAAAAGGAGAAUGAAACUCAUGGAAAACUAUAUAGAGAUAAAGUAUUGGAAAUCGCUAACGAAAUAGUAAAAAGGAAUGAUAAUCCCUGUGCAACAUAUGUCAUCGAGGAAUUCAGUGACAAAGCAACUUUUAGCAAGUUGCUAUCGAAGGCAGAAGUUGUUGGCGAAUUAGAAAAGACUUUUAAUGAUGUGAAAUCUACUGGCGACAUUAGCGUUACGGACGCAAUUGAAUCAUUUUGCAAAAUCCCGUGGGCAUCACAAACUGCAAACAUAUUAUUUGUUCCGGAUGAGGGCAUGUACAGAAACCAGAAAAUUUUCAAAAAUGAUAUGAAGUCAGCGAAAAAUUUACUGAAGCGGAUGACAACCGGAAAUCGAACCGGUGCACCUCGUGUUAUUAUCGGUGAUCCAACGUAUUUCCGGAACAUUGACAGAACGGUGAGCACGUAUUCCCCGGAUAUGAAUGUUAAUGAAUUAACAAAUGCCAUUUUACUCGCAUUACAAGCGAAAGAAUUUACAACGCCGGAAGGUUUGUUCACUUCAACUAUUUCAGUCAACCAAGAUGGAACAGCACUUCCCAAUGGAUCUGAAACUCACUUUACACGUUCCUGGAUUAAAACUGAUACUCAAGAAAAACAAAUAUCAACACUUAGUAUCGUAAAUAUUGAUUCAACUACAUCUUCAUCCAAUCAGCCGGUGACAGUAAUUAAACCUAUGAAAUGUACAUUAACCGGAACAUUUGUAAGUCCUUCGAAACAUCAAAACUAG
This is a messenger RNA of Cercopithifilaria johnstoni, 1065 nucleotides long. Lineage: Eukaryota; Metazoa; Nematoda; Chromadorea; Rhabditida; Onchocercidae. The record is from the annotation of a GenBank genome assembly.